Schizophyllum commune H4-8 is the source of this 1682-nucleotide messenger RNA. Its product is annotated as kinase-like protein. NCBI's taxonomy places the organism in Eukaryota, Fungi, Basidiomycota, Agaricomycetes, Agaricales, Schizophyllaceae. Bases 11 to 1393 code for a protein of 460 amino acids. The transcript has 9 exons. The record is from RefSeq and is a predicted model, not a curated record. Gene Ontology annotation, biological process: intracellular signal transduction; peptidyl-serine phosphorylation. Gene Ontology annotation, molecular function: ATP binding; protein serine/threonine kinase activity.
GUCUGCGACCAUGACCACCGACAGCGACUACGUGUACUUCGACCGCUCGACAUCCACCUUCUCCUCCGAUGCGGUCGCGCGCGCGACGGCCGCGAAGCUCAAGCUCGAGUCCUACUACAAGGUCGCGGUCGACGCCGCGAUCGAGCGCAAUGCACGCCGCAUCGAGCUCGAGACGCGCCUGUCGCAGGCGGUGAGCCAGGAGGCGCGCGAGCGCGAGAUCCGCAAGCACGCGAAGACGGAGAGCCAGCACCUGCGCCUGCGCCGCACGAAAAUCGGCCUGAACGACUUCCGGACGGUGAAGGUGAUUGGGAAGGGCGCGUUCGGCGAGGUGCGCCUGGUGCAGAAGGUGGACACGGGGAAGGUGUACGCGAUGAAGACGCUGCAGAAGGCGGAGAUGCUGAAGCGCGACCAGCUUGCACAUGUCCGUGCGGAGCGCGAUGUCCUCGCGGAGAGCACGUCGCCGUGGGUGGUUCAGCUGUUCUACUCCUUCCAAGACUCGGCCUUCCUCUACCUCGUCAUGGAGUUCCUCCCCGGAGGGGACCUCAUGUCCAUGCUCAUGAAGUACGACGUCUUCUCGGAGGACGUCACGCGCUUCUACAUGGCCGAGUGCAUCCUCGCCAUCGAGGCCGUCCACAACCUCGGCUACAUCCACCGCGACAUCAAGCCCGAUAACGUCCUCAUCGACAAGUACGGCCAUCUGAAGCUGUCCGACUUUGGCUUGAGUACCGGCCUGCACAAGGCGACUGAUGGAGAGAUCUACAAGCGCUAUCUCGAGCAGGAGAAGCAGCGUGACCCCGCGCGCAACUCUGUGCAGGUCAACGCGAUCAAUCUCACUAUGAGCCGCGAGCAGAUCGCGACUUGGAAGGCCAACCGUCGCAAGCUUGCAUACUCGACCGUCGGCACGCCAGACUAUAUUGCACCAGAAGUCUUCCUUCUCAAGGGCUACGGCAAAGAGUGCGACUGGUGGUCUCUUGGCGCUAUCUUCUUCGAAUGUCUCGUCGGUUAUGCCCCGUUCUGCUCGGAGAACCCAGGAGACACGUACAAGAAGAUCAUCGACUGGCCAAAGUACCUCCACUUCCCUGACGAAGUUUACGUCUCGCGCGAGGCAGAAGACCUCAUAAGAGGGAUGAUGACCUGGGCCGAGCACCGGUUGACAGUGACACAGAUCAAGACGCACCCAUUUUUCUACGGCGCGGACUGGUCGUCGUUGCGACACAUCGAGCCGCCGUUUGUGCCGCGGUUGCAGAGCAUGACGGACACGAGCUACUUCCCGACGGACGAUUUGGGCAACGUACCCGACGCGCUCCCGAAGGAUGCUGGUGUCGGCGCGGAGAAGGAUUUGGCCUUCUUGGGCUUCACCUUCAAGCGCUUUACGGGCGGCAGCGGUCAUUAAGGCCGACGCGUCCGCUGACCGCUUCACUACUUAAUCGCCGUCCCCUGUCCUCACCCUCGCGUCUGUCGCUUGGUCACCCUUGCGCUGGACACAUAAUAAGGGGGCCAGUUUGGCCGUCGCCAGGCAGCACAACAUCAAAGGGAGAAGCUGGAGGAAACAUAGAGGAGGGAGGAGACGAGGCGCGUGUCUACACACGCGCUCACGAGUCGUCAGCGAGCGGCCUUCCUCAUGUACAUAACCCAAUGCUCGUCUCACUUGCUUUCGAAUGCAUUGCUUUUUCAUCGGAGGA